Messenger RNA from Daldinia decipiens, 843 nucleotides. RefSeq lists its product as uncharacterized. NCBI's taxonomy places the organism in Eukaryota, Fungi, Ascomycota, Sordariomycetes, Xylariales, Hypoxylaceae. The record is from RefSeq and is a predicted model, not a curated record. The transcript has 3 exons. The coding region runs from base 1 to 843 and encodes 280 amino acids.
AUGCGGAAAUUCGUAGUUCCAUUACUUUGCCAACUCUUCGCGCUUCUAACCCACGGACAGAAGCAUCCGCAGCCGGUUGGUAACUGGACCCUUUCCAACGCCGCCCGAACUCGCUCUGCUGGUAACGAAACUUGCGACUGGAAGUUCCUGCUCUCUCAGUCCGAAGCACCAUCGAACAGCGCUCCUAUGCUCUGCCGGUUCACAGUACAUGCGGAUAAUGGACAUGAUUGCGACACUGCCACUUUCUCUGGUGUAGCCUGCAAUGGAACUGAGAGGUAUAGCGUUAACGGCGGACAUGCCCCGGAAGGAUUCAUAGUCAUGGUUCUACUUGAUUUAGAGGAAAAUGUCGAGGCAUAUUUCGGGUUCGACGACAAGGCGCUGAACAAUGGCGCACAUAUUCCCGAGCAAAUCAUUGCUGCUUACCCACCGAAGACCCCCGGAUCACCUCGUACUCGAAGCCUUCUUGAGAGACCCCGAUCAGCGCGAGAUAACAUUACCGCGUGGACUGUUAAAAAUAUGUAUCGGGCUGUAAUCCCAUCAGAACAUCGUAUCCUUAUAGACAUGCUCAUCCUGGACGGUUCCCCUAACGGAGUGGUUUGCCAGCUCAGGUUACAAGCCCCUGAAGAUGUGGAUCCUAAGACGUGGGGAUUCUCAAAUGCUAAAUGUAUUGAUAACGACUGGACGGUCCAUUGGGGAUAUCUACCUGCCCAAGAUGCAGGUGUGAUGACACUCGUCCCGCCGAGCAGGGAUAGCAAUGCGUUCUUUGGAUAUAACGACAUUAAUUCGCAUGAGGCACUAGGCACAGCUGGGCCAAGUCAGGUGCUGCCCUGCAAUUGUGGUUGA